Molecule: messenger RNA, 11239 nt
Organism: Cuculus canorus (common cuckoo)
Lineage: Eukaryota; Metazoa; Chordata; Aves; Cuculiformes; Cuculidae
Gene: NEK1
Product: NIMA related kinase 1
Exons: 35
Coding region: 274-4128 (1284 amino acids)
Biological process (GO): protein phosphorylation
Molecular function (GO): protein kinase activity; ATP binding
Source: RefSeq, a predicted model, not a curated record
AGCUUGACGCGGGGAGCGGGUUCCUGGGCAGUCGCCGGUGGACGCGUGCACCUUGAGCGGAAGUGGGGUUCGCGCGCGCCGUGCUGCGCUUCCGGGGCGCCUGGAGAGGCGGGACCUACGGGUGGCAUUGCCGUGCUCCAGAACGGGGUGAUAAAGCGGCUUCCUAGAAAAGAUCACUGCAGUUGUCUUGUCUUGUUACAGUAAUCCAGCUCAUUCAUUUUAGUCUGCUUCCAUUGUAUAGAGCUCAAGUAAGGAUGCCUUAAGAAGAUAACUAUGGAUAAGUAUAUUAAAGUGCGAAAGAUUGGAGAAGGAUCCUUUGGGAAAGCAAUUCUUGUCAAAGCUAAAGAAAAUGGCCAACAGUAUGUUAUCAAGGAAAUAAACAUCUCUAAGAUGUCAAAUAAGGAGAGAGAAGAAUCAAGGAGAGAAGUUGCUGUAUUGGCCAACAUGAAACAUCCAAAUAUUGUCCUGUAUAGGGAAUCAUUUGAAGAAAAUGGCUGUCUCUACAUAGUAAUGGAUUACUGUGAAGGAGGAGACCUGUUUAAAAGAAUAAAUGCCCAGAAGGGAAUCUUAUUCUCUGAGGAUCAGAUCCUGGACUGGUUUGUACAAAUCUGUUUAGCGCUAAAACACAUACAUGAUAGAAAAAUCUUGCAUCGGGACAUAAAGUCACAGAAUAUAUUCUUAACGAAAGAUGGAACAAUACAGCUGGGAGAUUUUGGGAUCGCCAGAGUUCUUAACAGUACUGCAGAGUUGGCUCGCACUUGCAUAGGAACACCGUACUAUUUGUCACCUGAAAUAUGUCAGAACAAACCUUACAACAAUAAAAGUGAUAUCUGGGCCCUUGGUUGUGUUCUUUAUGAAAUGUGCACACUUAAACAUGCGUUUGAGGCUGGUAACAUGAAGAACUUGGUACUGAAGAUAAUCUCUGGACCUUUCCCUCCUGUUUCUACACAUUACUCCUAUGACCUACGUAAUCUACUCUCACAGUUAUUUAAAAGGAAUCCUAGGAACAGACCAUCAGUAAACUCCAUAUUGGAGAAGAACUUUAUAGCCAAACGGGUUGAAAAGUUUCUCACACCACAGCUUAUCGCAGAGGAAUUUAAUCACAAAAUCUUCCAGAAGUUUGGACCACAUGCUGCACCUGCUAAAAGACCAGCUCAAGAACAAACACUGACUUCAGCUGGACCAACUCAGAAAAUUACCAAACCUGCUGCAAAAUAUGGAGUGCCUUUAGGUAUCAGGAGGUCUUGUGAUGCACCCAGAAAGCCUAAUGAGAAGAAGCUGUUGACUAAAUCUAGACAGGAACCUUCAAAAAAGAAAAGGCUAGAAUUACCUGAAAAACGCCAGAGAGAUCAGAUCAGUUUACUGAAGGCAGAUGAAAUGAGAAGAUUGGAAAAAGAGAAGAUGGAACGAAUAAACAGAGCCAGGGAACAAGGAUGGAGGAAUGUGCUUGGUUCAGGUGGAAGUGGUGGUGUUAAGGCACCAUAUUAUGGCGGUGGAGGUGGUGUUGGUCCUUUUCCUGUAUCUUCCAGAGGACAAUAUGAACACUAUCAUGCUAUUUUUGAUCAGAUGCAACUGCAAAAGGAAAACAUUAGAGUAGCUGAAGAGAGGGAAGCUCAAUUAAGGGCGAAAGUACAAGGCCGAGACGUUGUUGAAAGAGGAAUUCCACCUGGAAUACGUCCAGGAGUUCCUAAGGGCCCUGCUGGUCAUCACCAUUUACCUGAUGAUGCAGUUAGGAAAAAAAUGAAAAGAUUGAAGGAGGUGUCUAAACAAGCCAAUGCAAACAGGCAUAAAGGAUGGAUAGCUGCAGAUAGAGCAAAGCAAGUUGAAGAAUUCUGGCAACGAAAGAGAGAAGCCAUGGAAAACAAAGCUCGAGCCGAGGGACAUAUGGGUACACUGCAAAACGUGGCAGAUAUCUAUGGAGGCAGGCCUAUUUCUGCAAGAGGAAAGAAAUCCAGAAACAAGGAGGAAGAGGAAUAUUUGGCAAGAUUAAGACAAAUCCGGCUACAAAACUUUAAUGAGCGUCAGCAGAUUAAAGCAAAACUUCGUGGAGAGAAGAAUGAAGGUGCCAGUUCUGAUGGACAAGAAUCAAGCGAGGAAGCAGAAUUUAAGCGCAAAAAGAUAGAAGCACAGAAGGCCCAAGCAAAUGCUCGAGCUGCAGUUCUGAAAGAACAGUUAGAGCGAAAGAGAAAGGAAGCGUAUGAAAGAGAGAAAAGAGCCUGGGAAGAACAUCUGAUAGUGAAAGGAGUAAAGAAUCCUAAUGUACCUUUUCAUGUGGGAGCUACAGAACCCAGUCCUCUGCAUGGACAACAAGAGCUUGGCACAGCUUUUCCUAAGCCACAACUUCCAGUGAAGCCUGGUACACCAGUCAUCUCCAUGACUUCUGCUUUGAAGGAAGUGGGUGUGGAUGAAAAUGUAACUUCUGUCCCAGAAGCUAAGGAGGAAAUGAAAAAGCCAGAUUUUGCAAUGCAAAAUAAACGAGAAAUACUGAGAAGAUUAAAUCAAAAUAUUAAAGCUCAAGAAGAUGAGAAAGUCAAAAAAGAGUGUAAAAAUAUUUCUGAGUCAGCUGGAUCUGAAGAUGGUAAGGAACAACAAGAAGGUGACCAGCCUCUUCUAGGAGAUCGCAAAAAAUGGGAAUCUAGGGCAUCUGAGUUGGUAGUUCCUCUAGCUGAGUUAUCAAUGGAAGAUUCUCUCUCCAGAACAGACCGUCAAACGCUGGGGGAAGUAAUUAAGUUAGAUAUUACUGAACCUCACAGGAAAGUCUGGGGCAAAAGCCCUACUGAUUCAGUUCUUAGGAUCCUAGGAGAAGCAGAGUUGCAGCUGCAAACUGACUUACUCGAGGAACAAGAUGUAAUAAAUGGAACUGCAGAACUUCUUGAAGGAGAUCAUCAGUCCUUAAUUGUAAAAGAGGAGAAGGAAGAGAGGACUUCUCCUACUGUCGAGGUUCAGUCUUCAGUACCAGUUGGUGUCGCAGAGUCUGAGGUGACUGUACCAGAAGAAUCUCAAAGAGCUGGACCUGCUGAGGUGCAGAGCAAACCUAUUAUGCCAGAUGUUUCAGAUCCUGAUGAUUUGGAAACAGAGGUGUUGGAAGAAACAGAAGAUGACAAAAAGCAUCAGAGUAAGGAGAGUAAGGAAUUGCCUAUCACUGUUAAUGAAGUGUGGGUAAAAGAGAAGGAAGAUAAGACACAACAUGACAGAAGAAAUGAGGCAGCCUCUGAGAAAAUAGCACUUGACAUUGUGCAACCAGAAAAAGAAGCUCCAGAAGAAACUUCUUCCAGUGACUCUCUGCACCCUGAGCCCUUAUUCCAGAGGGUAAUGCAGCCCAGAGCUGUACCAACAGCCUCACCAGUUCUGUCAACUCAGUCUUCACAGGAAGAGCCUUUUUUACCUCGUUCACGUUCCAUAUCACCAGCAAAAAAUAAAGGCAAAAGUUCAUUGUUGAUUGGACUUUCUACAGGGCUUUUUGAUGCAAACGACCCAAAGAUGCUGAGAACAUGUUCGCUCCCGGAUCUUUACAAACUGUACAGAACUUUAGUUGAUGUUCCCAGUGUAGCAGAUGUGCAGCAUCAAAAUAAUUUUGAAAUAGAUGAUACGGAAGAUGAGCAAACCAAAGAAGGACCUUCUGAUUCUGAGGAUAUUAUGUUUGGUGAGGCAGAUACAGAUUUGCAGGAGCUCCGGGCCUCAAUGGAACAAUUACUUAGGGAGCAGCCUAGUGAGGAAUUCAGUGAAGAGGAGGAGUCUACUUUAAAGGCCAAUGUCGUUGGAUGCAUUGCAAAUGGUACAGAGCUGGAUGAAGGAGAUGAAAAUAACCCCAGCAGUGAAAGUGCACUUAAUGAAGAAUGGCAAUCAGAUAAUAGUGAAGAAGAGAUUGCCAGUGAAUGUGAAGAAUGUGAUAGUAUCUUCAGCCAUUUGGAAGAGUUGAGAUAUAACCUUGAACAGGAAAUAGGCUUUGAGAAAUUCAUUGAAGUUUAUGAGAAAAUAAAGGCCAUACAUGAGGAUGAAGAUGAAAAUAUUGAUAUUUGUUCAACCAUAGUUCAAACUAUACUUGGAAAUGAACACAAACACCUGUAUGCCAAAAUACUUCACCUAGUUAUGGCAGACGGAGCCUACCAAGAAGAUAAUGAUGAAUAAACCUGACUCAGGAAAUUCCUUAAUGCUGUACUACAUAUCAGUGCUUUGAAACCUGCACCAGCCGAAUGACGAAUUGUAGUGGAGAAUGUAACAAGGGGCAGGAGAAGCAAGACUACAGACGAGAAUGUAUGAAAAAAAGAGAAAAACAUGCCUUUUAACACUAAGAUACCUAUACACUUCUCUUGUGUGCACUUGCAUUCAUUGUACUUGUGUUCAUUAACUACUAGAUGCCCAAAAAUUACAAGUAAAACAAAACAAACCCCAAACCUGUAAUCUCGCACAUUCCAAAAGUACUGUAGAGAGGAAUACCUGUGGAUAUUCUGAUACAAAACUGAGACCUGAAACGUAAAACAGAGUUCCUGCUUUAUCAACAGUUGGCUGGUUUGGUUAAGAAAUUGGAAGGAUUCUUGUGUUUCGGAAGUACCCACCUCUGUAGCUAUUCACUUAUAUACUUAAAAUAGCCUCUUUUACACCUGCAUAAAGAAAUUACUUCCUUUUUAUUAACCCUUGUGGUUGCAUUUUAAUAGCAUCUUAAUCUAGUAAAUUAUUGUAUUUUGAAGCUGAAGGCUUCUGUCACUUUUGAAGCAGUGUCAUCUGAAACAUCUUAAUGGUGUUUCUAAGUCAAGGAAAACCGGUACUGCUAUCGUCACUGAAAUGUUUGGGUUUUUGAGAUUGUAAAGUUCAUUUGAAACUAGAAUACUUUUUCCCCCCUGAUUCUUUUCUUCCUUUUCCCCUUCUCCAACCCCUUCCUAAAAUCCCAAGUAUUUAGCUCUUUGGAAUGUUGUCAGUCUGGUUGAUGAUGAUGCGGUAAGUUGUUGAAUUGAAAGGGGUGGGUUUUUCCACUUUGUUUUUAAAUUCUUACUGUUACGCUCUUGCCUCCAGCAGCCACAACAGGGAAUGGAAGUACUUCCCAUCUUUUGACUCAUGUUUUGUAGCCUGAUUUCCACAACCCCAAAAGAGAAAACGGUUUUCUUCUGCCAAACGCUUCCUUGUUCCUCCUGUCAAAGCAGUACUAUGCACAGCAGGCAGUAGGUGUGUUGUUUUCCAGUCGUUCUCUCUGGAUCAGCUUUAUUGCCUUACCCAUACAGUAAGUCUCUUGUUACAAAUCUGAUGAACUGUCAAAUUACCAACUGACUUGUUGGAAAAAACAAUAGGUCCCUAUAGGGUUUCUUUCAGCUACAGCCAGUCACAAUCUAAAACUGUCAAAGUUACUGUUUCACAAAUAACUAUAUAUCUAUUUUAUUUGGAACUGUCAAAAUAUGUACAUGAUUUUUGUAUAAUUGUUUUAUGGUGUUGUUAUUAAAGUUUUGCCCACUGACAGGUGUUAAUUUUUUUAAGCACUUUCAGUCCUUGGAGGUAGACCAAAUGUAUUCUAUUUCAGCUGUAUCCUGGGAACCUGCAGUGAGAAUAAAAUGAGUAAUCAUAAAUGCCUUUAAGGGAUUACAAUUUUUAUAUCCUUAUUUACUUGAUAAAUUCUUCUUGCUUCAUCUGAUAGAACAUAGGAUUGUUGUUGGAAACAAUGCUGCUUGUCUUCUCCUUCCCAUUCCUUUUUUAUUUUUUAACUUCCCACAGUAAAUUUGGGGGAUUUUCACUAGGCUUCUCUUCCAUUCCACUUCUCUGUUCCGCAGUGAAAUGAUCCUCCUGAGGAUCACCUAGGGCACUUAGCAAACAUACUGUAAUAAAGAAUAAGUCUCUAUUAUUUUCCUUUUUUGGGUUUCCUUUUCAUAUCGGACUUUGCCCACCUUUGGGGCAAAGGGGAGGACCCCAGACCUUUAGAUUUAAAAGAUUAUAGAUUAACCAUAUGGAAAGAAGAGACUAUACCAGCUGGUAUAUUUGCACUUGAUGGGUUUAGGUCUGAAGGUGAGAGGCUGACUGAAGCUAAGGGUUGAGUGUUUCAUUAUUUUUAAAUUGAAGUCAUGUUAUCAACAUUCUUCAUUUUUUAUGCAGUGCAGUGGCUUGCUUCUGCUAAGAAAAAUGGACAUAAUCUGCAGGCUUUGACCUUUACAGACAUAGAGCUUUUUAUCAAUUAAUCAUUUGAAAAAAUAUGCAUGGAUUGGCCACAGCUUUUCAAGAAUAACCUUCAAACAUACUAACCAAUACUGGAUAUUCUUGAAACCCCUUGCUGGUUUAAAAUUGACACAGCUAGUUUGUCUGCUAAACAGAUGCUUUUACCAGAUAUUUUAAAUCCCUAUUUAAGGUACACUACAAUGACAUCAAGGACAGUGUGACUUUUCAGGACAAUUUAUUGGUCUGUAUAUAAUAGCUUAUUGCAAUUAGUUGAGCAUUUGGCUUGUAUUCAUAUUACACUCUAUAAAGAAUUUUCUGUUGUAAUUCUAGUAUCAAGUUGAGAUACAGAAUGGUAUUUUUGGCACAAAACAGUCUGUAAACUUAUUUCACAUUGUGUCCUCGUCCUCAGUCUUUCAUCUUGACCCCCAAAGCCAACUGUAGUUCAGAUAAGGGAUCUUUAAAAAAAAAAAAACACACCACCACAAACAAACUAACCCCACACAGACGCCCUUCCAAAAAAACCCAAGCCCAUAAUGCCCCUGUUGUGCUGCCCUGCAGACAUGGUUGUAGUCCAUGACACUGGAAUCUCCUGGCUAAGAGCCGUGUGAAACUGUGUACGCCUUGGGUUUUCUGGCCUUCAAUAGACUAGAGCAAGGUGGAGCAAAACCCCACCAGCGAGGCAGAACUAGAGGGAAAACAUCCCAUAGCCAGUGGUAGGGAUAUGGGGUCUUGACUGCUAACUGGCUUUGUUUUGAACUCAACAGGUACAGUAAUCCUACCCGUGGCACUGAUGCCUGAACUCUGUUUCAAAGAACAAAGUCUGAAGAGAGUUCUGCUUUUCACUUUGCUGACCUUUGAACAUGUAUUUGAAGUUCCUGCUAGAAGGUACCUCAGAAAAAUAAUGGUUCCUUGUUGGGCAACACGAACCAAAGCACAUCACUGAUAUUUCUGUCCUCUGGUCUGUUCAAGCACAGUUUCUCAGCUAGUACCAGUCACGCACACUUUACGCUCCUUUUCUGGGAGGAUAGGAGGAUGGCAUGGUCUGUCCAGUCUGCCAAAAUGACUAAAUGCAAAUUUAAACAAAACAUGAUACUUCUAGCAUGAUUGUGGCAGUGUGUGUGGUUUGACUCUGUACCAGUCUCCCUCCAGCAGUGGAAGUGUGCCCCAACUAAGCUGCUGAUUUGACUUUUGCUUCUCCACUAAAAGCACUUCAUCAAGCCUCAAAUGAAGCUAAAAUCUACUUAACUUUAUUAACUGCGAUAAAACAAAGACGAAUACAGAAAUUUGAUUUUUCAAGCCUUUUUCUUCCCAAGUAAUUGCGUGCUUUCUCAGAUCUUAUGUUAACACUUCUUCAUUUGUGAACCAUGUAGGCUAAAGUUUUGCAUAAAAUAGACACCAAUGGUUACCUUUCCUAGAACAUUUCUUUUUGUCAUUUUUUUCACAGCAGUUUAGAUGGAGUAAUUUGCAGAGUUUAAGUACUAGUUUGAAAAUCCAUAAAGAGCUUCUUCCUUUAAAUUGAAUUUGUGUGUUAACGCAAUACACACUUUGAAUGCAUUUCCAAGUUGAUAUGUUUUCCAGCUGAGGUGAUGAGUUCAUCAAUUCAAAUAGCAGCACUUAGAGUGGUUGGCUGUGCAAGAGUCAUAAAAACACUUCUUCAGUACCUAAAACCUUAAUUGAACUGCUUCCAUAAAGAUAUAUUAAUUUGUAGUUACUUGUGAGACACGUAUGUAGGAGUUCAGAUGCUUCUGCUAAAUUGCUUACCUUGAGCACCUCCAGUCUGGUGUACUCUUCUGGAUUUUAUUUCCAAGACAUUUUUAAACCAAGAUGUGAUUUAGCUAAUUCCAUUAAAUCUCUUUUUAAACGAUACAGUUUAAAAACUGACAGCACCAAAGACUUGGAGAGUUUUUUUCGCAUUAGCUGCACAACAAAAGUCCAAGCCAGGGGAGUUGCACAAUGGGAAAACUCGAGCCAGGCAGCAUUUGGUUCAUUUCAGGAUGGCUGUGACAGUUCUUUCACAAGUCAUCCCUGAGGCUGACUGUAUCAAGUGUGAGGCUGGGGCAUUGCAUGACUCACUUCUGCUUGGCUGAUGGAUGUUCCCUUAGGGACUGCAGUCAGCCAGGAGAAAACACAAAAGGAACCAUAAUCAGGUUCUUGACAUACCCUCGUUUUGCUGUAUCCUGCAGCCAGUCCUGACAGUAAUCUCUUCUCUAGGGGAAGGGAUGAGGUAUGCAUUUUUGUUAUAUCCUCAAUAUAGCAUAAAACUUCCCCAGAUUUAAACUGUAGGCAAAACCUCCGUGGUUCUCACUCCCUUAGUAAAAUUUUAAAUCUCAAGCAAUACUUCAGGGAUGCUAUUUUUUCCUUCUAUUGCCUUCCCCAUCAGCAGUCAAGAGAUCUCAUCACUGUUUGCUUUAUUGCUGUUAGAACUGGUUUAAAUGUUACCAGAGUAGUUUUGCAAAAUUAAAGUCCGUAGCCUUUUUCUGAAGAAGUGAUCACUUUGAUGGGGACAUAGAAAAGACAGAAAACCCAAGAUGCCGUUAAUGAUGAGCUAGAGCUCUGUCUGUUGUGGAGUUGUAUCAACAUGACCAGCGCUUAAAGGGGCAGUACGUCUCCUUUUUAAAAACUGCUGUAGCUGUUGUACUUCCUCUGGACUCAAUUUCUUCCUCGGUAUUAAGCUGUAACAACUGAUAAAGAUGUUUAAAAGACAGUAAUAAAAUUGUCUGAUUUACCGUUAUUGUAGGGCAUUUAGUGGAUCCUUUCCCACUGAUGUUAAUUUUGGAGAAUUUACUAGAUCUGUAUUUUCCUAAUAGCAAAAAUAUAUGGAGAAUUAUUUCCACAGCAGUAGAACAUCUUGCCUUGAAUUGUAUAUCCAGUUCUGCCCUGGACUUUAGUAUAUCAGUUAAUAAUCACAGUGCCCUCAAUAACUUCACUCACUGCAUGUACUUAAUUCACUUCAUGGCCUCCUUUCCUCAGAUGACCCCUAUUGCUUUCCCUGCAUUGGGCAAUCUUGUUUGUCCAGGAAGAGGCUCCAGCAAAUUUUGACUCUAACUGACAGUACAGUUACCUAUUGCCAGCUGGGAAAGGAAGCCCAGAUCAAACCUGGACUGUGAACUUUGUUAAACAUGCAGUGAUCCUACAGCAACUAACUGGUCUGCUCAGAUCAGUAAUGGGCAGAUUUUCCACCAUGAAAAACACUAUCUAGCCAUUCGUACAGAGCAUGGAUGACCAUAGCCAUGAGAUCUCCUUCCUCCCAGUAAAACUUAAAGAAAGCUUGAGUCAGAUCCGUCUGUGAUCUCUCAAGAUCCUCCUGUUCUCAGAUGUUUUUUUCUUCUGCUAAUGAUUAUCAGGACCGACAUGAGGAAAUUGAGGCAUGGACUCCUGAACUCAUGUUAACAGAAGACCCUCUCUUGCCAGGGCAGGCUGCUUUUAUACAACUCUGAAUACAAAACUUUGGUAUUAUCUGAUUGGCUACUAACAACUGUCCACGUGCUCAAACUACAAAAUAACUGGUGAACAGGCAACUGAUCACAUGCUGUUGACGUGCAACCCCAAUUUCUUCUUUGGGUCUUAGAAGGCUACAAGUGUUUCUUGUUCUUCUGUCUUUGGUGCUUUCCACAGGUAUUUUAGGGACUUUCCCAGCAAUGUUUUUCUGUUGUCUGCUUCUUCAAGGUCCUUCAAGGGCACUCUUGAGCUCAGUCCAUUCUGCAUUUUCCACAAAACUCUCCACACCAACAAAAUGUGAUGUGCCCACCCUCAGGCAUCGGCACAAAGCUUAGCAGUGUUGAAUACACUGCUGAGAAGAUGGGUUUGAGCCAAGGCACCAGACUCUGAGCUGCAGUUGGGGAGGAUAUGAGCACAUCUUCCAUCCUGCUUCACUUAUUCUGCCAUCAUGAAAGUAAUCUCCAUCAGAAGUAUGGGGUAUAACAAACAGAGCUAUAAUGUAAACCACUUUGUAGCAGUUCCUAAAGCACGGCUGCCAAGGAUGGUGCGAGACUGCUUGUGCACUUAGUAAGAGAAAUUUAUGUAUGAACAUAUGAUGUGAGCUAAGCCUGCUGAGGAGAAAAAGCUGUUUAGCAUAAAAUGUUUAUCUUGCAUGAAUCAAGUCUUAAUGUAUGAACUUAACACUAUUUUUGUUUUCAGUCCCUUGCAAAACUCCCCACAGAUGUUUUAUUCUGCCUCGCAGCAGUUAAAAAUGUGAGAAGUGUCUAAAUGAUACAGCUUUACAUAUUUAGUACUUGUGAAAUUACCUGUUUUGUCAUAUGAUAAACCAUGGGGCUUUGUUAGGAGGAUCACGCUAAUCCAUAACAUGAAACAGGUCCGAUCCCUUCCUACAGUCACUAGCUUUAACAAAGCUGUCUUUGCUACCUCAGCUCAGGUAUUUUCAGCUUAAAAUCAGAAGCCUUGCAUGCAAGGCCUGCUAAGGUGUGGGGUGUCUCUCCCACCCCUCCAUUCUGCAUUUCUGUCUUAGUGCUGUCUGAAAAAAAUGCUGCUCACCUACAGUUACAUUGAUGUUCCUGGAAAUUACAGGUACCUCACCUCUGGAAAAGAAACUGUGAUGCUUUUUCAGCCUUAGGGAACUGUAUUCCUUGCCAUAGGAUAACACAGAGGUCAGAAGGCUUUGUGAUUCUUGGACAGAAGAAUGUGUAGAAUAAUAAAACUGGGGAAAAAUGCGCUGAAAGCAUCUGGGAGAUUUUUUCGUGCACGCUAGACAAUAUAUUCUGUACUCGCAUUCUGUGACUAAGUUUAGGCCUACAAUGAGCCAAAUAAAACAGCAGGGAAGCCUCCCCUGUGUUUCUUGCCUCCGUUUCUUACUAACAUUUUUACGUUCACUCCCUCCCUCUCCUAAUGGGAGCUGGGGGAAAAGUGCCGAGUACAGCACUAAUGACAUGAAGAAAAACACUGAUGGAAGCAGCAGGGAGGCCAACAUUUCAACCAUACUCUCUCCCCUGCCCAGGAAAAUUUCUGUAAUCUCUUGACACCUCCCAUGGGAAAUUUUAAAUUGACGAGACUCUUUGCCAAGUAGAUACAAAAAAUGGCAUUAAAAUAGUAUUGUUUCUGACUUAAUCCUCCUGAAGUCAAUGAAAGUGAGUUAAGGUUCCCAUAGCAG